Aspergillus tubingensis is the source of this 1116-nucleotide messenger RNA. RefSeq names its product 3-deoxy-7-phosphoheptulonate synthase. The record is from RefSeq and is a predicted model, not a curated record. The coding region runs from base 1 to 1116 and encodes 371 amino acids. Lineage: Eukaryota; Fungi; Ascomycota; Eurotiomycetes; Eurotiales; Aspergillaceae. Gene Ontology annotation, biological process: aromatic amino acid biosynthetic process. Gene Ontology annotation, molecular function: 3-deoxy-7-phosphoheptulonate synthase activity. Gene Ontology annotation, cellular component: cytoplasm. The transcript is spliced from 3 exons.
AUGCCUUUGAUCAGCACCACAGAAGUCAAUGAGGACACUCGCGUCCUGGGAUAUGAUCCCCUCCUUCCCCCUCAGUACCUCCAGAAUGAGAUCCCUGGUAAAAAGGAAUCCCUCGAGGCCGUCCGCUCUGGCCGUAACCAGGCCAUGAAGAUUAUCGAGAAGAAGGAUGACCGUCUGCUGGUUGUUGUCGGCCCCUGCUCGAUUCACGACCCUGCCACGGCCCUCGAAUAUGCCGGCCGUCUGAAGGAGCUCUCCGAGAAGCUUUCCUCCGACCUUUGUGUCAUCAUGCGUGCCUACCUUGAGAAGCCCCGCACCACGGUGGGGUGGAAGGGUCUGAUCAACGACCCCGACAUUGAUGAGUCCUACAACAUCAACAAGGGUCUCCGUGUCUCUCGUCAGCUCUACUCUGAUCUUACCAGCAUGGGCAUGCCCAUUGCCAGUGAGAUGCUGGAUACCAUCUCCCCUCAGUACCUGGCCGAUCUGAUCUCUCUCGGUGCUAUUGGCGCCCGCACCACCGAGUCGCAAUUGCACCGUGAGCUCGCCUCCGGUCUCAGUUUCCCCAUUGGCUUCAAGAACGGUACCGACGGCAACCUCACUGUUGCCAUUGAUGCCAUUGGUGCCGCUGCUCACCCCCACCGCUUCCUGGGUGUCACCAAGCAGGGUCUGGCUGCUAUCACCAAGACCGCUGGUAACGAGCACGGCUUCGUCAUCCUCCGUGGAGGCAACAAGGGCACCAACUACGACCGUGAGAGCAUCAAGGCCGCCCGCGAGGCUCUGGCGGGCAAGAAGCAGUCCGAGGUCGUCAUGGUCGACUGCUCCCACGGCAACUCCAACAAGAACCACCGCAACCAGCCUCUGGUCGCCAAGGAGGUCUCUGACCAGCUCCGUGAGGGCCAGGAUGCCAUCAUCGGUGUUAUGAUUGAGUCCAACAUCAACGAGGGUAACCAGAAGGUUCCCCCCGAGGGUCCCUCCGGCCUGCGCAAGGGUGUCAGCAUCACUGACGCCUGCAUUGACUGGGAGACCACCGUCCAGGUCCUGGAGGACCUCGCUGAUGGUGUUCGUGCCAGACGCGCCGCCAAAGCCGCUCAGGCCAAGACCACUAAUGGCACCCACUGA